Molecule: messenger RNA, 537 nt
Organism: Racocetra fulgida
Lineage: Eukaryota; Fungi; Glomeromycota; Glomeromycetes; Diversisporales; Gigasporaceae
Source: the annotation of a GenBank genome assembly
AUGACGACCAUAACUCGUAUUGUUGGAAUUUGUGGAUCUCUUCGUAGAGAAAGUACUAAUAAAAAACUGAUUCUUCGAGCUCAACAACUAUGUGCUGAGCAUGUACCUGAAGCUCGGAUUGAUAUCAUUGAUUGGAGUCAACUACCCGUUUAUAAUCAGGAUUUGGAAGGAGAUCCGCCAAAAUCUGUUAUUAAAUUUAAGGAAGAAAUCGGAGAUUCUGAUGCGCUUCUUUUCGCUACACCCGGUCCUUUAAAAAACGCAAUCGAUUGGGCAAGUCGAGUAAAGAUUGGUGAUCGUGGUGAUGUUUUCUCCGGAAAACCUGCUGCGAUAAUGGGAGCGGGUCCUGGAACUGCACCAGGUUCUUCGGGAUCCGGUCGUGCUCAAUUGGUACUAAGACAAAUUUUAGCUGCCUUGAACGUGAUAACUGCUAACACACCAUCUGUAAUGUUAACUGGGGCUUUUCAUGCAUUUAAAGAGGAUGGAAGUUUGGAAAAUCAAAAAAUGGAGGAAAAGAUUGUGCAACUGCUAAAAGAACUU